This is a messenger RNA of Heterobilharzia americana, 464 nucleotides long. The record is from the annotation of a GenBank genome assembly. NCBI's taxonomy places the organism in Eukaryota, Metazoa, Platyhelminthes, Trematoda, Strigeidida, Schistosomatidae.
GUGAAACAGACCACUUCCUUUAGUCACCUCCUCUUCAUGGUGAUUCAUGCUCAUUGUUUGUGUUGUUGUUGUCGGUUGGGUAUCUUCAUCAACCGUCCCUCCUCUUCAUUCACCUGAAGACAGUCACGUCCUCCAUGCCCUACCUCUUCCAUCAACUUCUUACUUACUCUCCACCUGUACAUCUUCGAGUUUGUGUGACAACACAUUAGACAUAGAUCAUCAUGUGCGAAAUGCAAAUCUCAUAGAGUGUUUUCAUCGGUUGAACAGCCAGUGUAUCCCCAUCUUCUCACAGCUCUUCACAGUUUCUUGCAUGAUCUGGUCUGCCACAAUCAGGAAGAUGAUUGGUGAUAGAAGGCGGCAACCUUGUCUUACCUGUCAACCUGUCUUCACUUCCCUACAAAGGCAACACUGAGCAUUCCAUUGUGAAUCACUUGGCAUGUAGCAUCAUCAUCAUCAUCAUAUAG